Malania oleifera is the source of this 1982-nucleotide messenger RNA. RefSeq lists its product as uncharacterized. The record is from RefSeq and is a predicted model, not a curated record. The coding region runs from base 196 to 1776 and encodes 526 amino acids. The transcript has a single exon. Gene Ontology annotation, molecular function: rRNA N-glycosylase activity. NCBI's taxonomy places the organism in Eukaryota, Viridiplantae, Streptophyta, Magnoliopsida, Santalales, Ximeniaceae. Gene Ontology annotation, biological process: negative regulation of translation.
GGCUGUGGCCAACACAAAGCAUAGUCUGUGAACAAUCAAUCAUCACGUGAUGGAUUUUGGUUGUCAUUUUUGUGUCCUCAACUAUAUAUAUAUAUACACCCUAGCUCGCUGUCUCCUUCAUGCAGCUCUGAUCAGUGAUCACCAUUCAUAAUAACAGUAGUUACAUUACUACGUGAUCCAUCCUUUCUAGAAUCAAUGGCUGGCAAACCAGCAGCUCACUACGAAUUCGAGCUCGACCUAUCCCGACCGCUCUCCAGCCGCGACUGGAAAUCUGCUUACAUCAGUUUCAUUGAUGACAUCCGCGAGAAACUGGGAGCAAGGUCGGUGCAUUCCAUUCCCAUCCUCCCCGCCGAACAAGACGAACCCACGCAAUGGCUCGACGUCGUCCUGCGAACAACACAGAAUCACGCUGUCAGGCUCAGGACCCGAGUCAACAAUCUCUACAAGACCGGCUACCGCCCGGAGAACCACCACCAAUGGUUUGAGCUCUCCGACGCCGCCGGAAAGCCUCAGAACCUGAUCGACGGGUCCACAAACCUAGGCUUCAGCGGCGGCCACGACCACUUGCUGAGCUCCAACGGCGGCAAUUGGAGCUGGAAACAGGUGAAUGUGGGUCUGACUCCCCUGCGGGAGGCCGUAGAUAAUCUCAGUAGGACCGCAGACCGUCGGGAGAGAGCACGAUCGCUGCUCGUCGCGAGUUUGAUGAUCAACGAAGCAAUUAAGUUCAAUGAUGUUAGAGAUUUCUUUGCUGGGCUUUACUCCGAGAGCAGUGUGUUCCCUUCCGAGUACGUCAAUCUAGUGCGCGGCUGGGGAAACAUCUCCGCUCGAUUGCGGAAUAGUCAUGACAGUGAUGAUCUCGCGAGGGAACUGAACAUUUCGGAAAACAAUUUGGGAAUCCGAACGCUGCUGGAUGCAACUGGUACUGUUGGCGUCAUCAAGGAUUGCCACGCCAGGCUUGUUAAGAAACGUAUGCUUGUGAAUCCCAAAGGGUACAGGGGUGUUCCGCAAGGACAACCACUGGUGGAGGUAUUAUCUGUGAGCAUCAACAAUAGUACCACUACCAGCGGCGAAAGCUCCCUCUACGGCACGAUCAAGGUCACCGACGGGCUGUUUUCCCAGUACAUUUACGAUCGAAGUAGGGACAAUUCCGAACGCAUUUAUGCAGGUGAUACUAUCCUGUUGACCGGCCCAACUCGAUCCAUCUCAGCCCUAGAUAGCUUCACUAUCGAUGUGGAUCUCACAGACAAAAAUAGUGUUUCUAGUGAUAAAUUUAGCUAUGGGCAAGUGUCAUGGAAUGUUUACUUGACGGCCGCAAAUGAGUAUGACAAGCCGUUGUUGAUGGAUAUUGGAGACAAGAGUGGCUCGGUGACAGUCAACUAUAUAGUUUUGAGUAAUGCGGUGCAAGCUACUGUAGAGGUUACGCUCAUAAAUACUGGAGAUGAGAAAGAUUUUGCGGAAGUUUAUGGAUUAAUUACUGCUCGUAGUAGCAAAUUUAGCAAUGAAAGCAUGCUCUUUUGGAAGACAAAGAAUGAUGAUGAUAUAAAAGUGAGCGCUAACCAGCUCCUUCCUUUAAUGAGAUCUGCAAUAGCUGUGUCAUUGGACUCCUCCCUCGUAAUUAGGGCUGAAUUAUUUGAUCGUGACACAAGGACUAAUUCAAGUAAAGAAAUUGCCAAUGGCACUCUAACGUUCGCUCCCUAUCUCUCCGGCACAUAUACGGAAAGUAUUUCCGGAAAGUGCGGUGAAAUUCAAGUGAAAGUUACUUGGAAAGAUAUUUAGUUUAGUAAAAAGCUAUCUAUGUUUACGUGCAGGGCCUUAAUGAGCCCUUUAAAUAAAUUUGAUAGUUUUGGGGGGGUUUGUUUUAGAUCUCUUUCUUUGUGGGUCUUUUCUCAGUGCAUGUCAUAAACAAUCUACCCUGUAAUUUAGGCCUUAGCUAAUUAAUCUCUGAGGCCUUUCAAUAAAUCAUCCAAUUUUUAAAGGAGUCA